Molecule: messenger RNA, 2256 nt
Organism: Lecanosticta acicola
Lineage: Eukaryota; Fungi; Ascomycota; Dothideomycetes; Mycosphaerellales; Mycosphaerellaceae
Source: the annotation of a GenBank genome assembly
AUGAGGAUCCUGGAACUUCCGUCCGCCGUGCUGCUGGCUAUCUUCACAUACACGAGGUCCUUUGUGGAGGCCACAGAUACACCGCCAUCGAGAGCAAAUGCCUCUGGUACUCCCACGAGCAGCAACAAUGAAUCCCUACCGUCCACUGGAACUGGAUCGAGUUACGCAUCUGCCUGUUUUUCAGCACAAGCGUCCUAUUCGUCUGCGUAUACUUCUUACGUCUCAGCGCACGCGACCAUCCAAACGUCAAUACAAACGCUGGGAGGCGUCGGGUUUACACGAGUGACCUACUACGAAAAUGCGACAACACUAUGCGAUGGCCAUCCUCGGGUGGCGUCUAGCCCAGCAAAAUCUCUAUCGACGGGCUGGGUAACGACUACAGCUCCCAUCGCUGGAACGACUACGGUCCUUGCAACCAUAUUCUCCGCCUAUCCCUCUCCAUCGCCGACUUGCAUAAUUUCCGCCGACGACUGUGAGCCACUGUUGAGCUCGUUCAGUAGCUCUGUCAGCGCUGGUCGAAACACGACUGCAAUUCCUAGUCCACCGUGCAGGGGAGUGGUAGCUUCCCAAUCCCUUGCCUCUGUCGAUUCUGCUCUGUUUGGGUGCGGGAAAUGUACGAUCUAUGGUGAAGGCGUCGAGCUGGUGUACUUCCCGACAAGUGCAUCGCGGAAUAUGUGUGCGAGUACGCCCACGGCGACUCUGACGCACUAUGGACCGAGUGCAGUCAUUACGGCCUACGCUGGGAAGUCGUUCGGUGCUGGCUCGGGCGCAGAUCCGCAGGGGAAGGAGACGGCUGUGGUUGAUGGACAUACCUUCACAUCGGGCACAGCGUAUAUCUCUAUCAGCAGGGUGUCUGCAGUGGAUCGUUGCUCUUCAACCUACGGCAGCAUUGUCAGCGACGCGAUUCUGGCCCUACCUUCUGAGAGCGUUCUCAGCCUGAGGUACUCUCAGGACCAUUUCCAGAGACUACUUGAGACGGACAAAAUCACGGGAUACCCAGUCUCGUAUGCGGACUUCAACACUCCUGUGCCAUGGUCUGCCUGGAAUGGAAUGGUAACGUGUGAUCCCUAUGGCUUUGGAGGACUCGCGUGCGACGUGAUCUAUGACGGCCAGUUCCGUCCACAACUCGCGAUUCCACCUCAGAUCACAGACCUUAGCCCGGACUUCAAGGGCUGUCAAAUGUUUUAUAACGGCUUGUGGGACCCGCCUCUGGCGUUACAGCCUGCAGAAUCCGCUGCUCUGGCCACACUUCCAGGAGGUGGAGAAAUCGUCUCGCCGACAUCGUCAGCACAGCCAGCGUCCACAGUAAAUAGCCCUCAGGUUGCUGCGACUGCUCUGCCAAAUCAACUUGGAUCUCCGACUAGCAAUGGAAAUGACAACGCGCUUCCUGGGCCAACACUGCCAGCAGCAACCCCAUCGGUCUAUAAGCCUGCAGCGGAGCCGUGGACCCACGAGAUCUCCAUCAACGGCAAGACAUGGACUGCGACUGGGACAAACGGCGAGGUGCACAUUAAUCAAACAACGCUGAAAGCUGGAGGCUCAGCGCAAGACAUUGAUGGCUACCAGGCUAGCUACGGUGCUAAUGGCCUCGUUAUCAAGGGAAGCAGCACUAUUCCUUUUGAUGCGCCGGAUGCGAACAACAGUGUCACUCCCGGCUCAAGCCGGACGAUCACUGCUGUUGUCCCCAUAGUUACCGUGGUGACUUACGGAACGCAGACAUUCACCGCUCUUCAAAGUGUUGAGGGCGGUCCCAUCGUCUACGGAUCGACUACGUUGACACCUGGUGGACCUGCCACUACUGCCACCAACGGCCAAGUCUUGAGCGCUGGGAAAUACGGCCUAGUUGUCAACUUUGCGACCACAGUCGAUCAAGCGGAUGCCACAAGUAAUGGCAACUCCAAUCCCGAUGUACUGACGUAUGGAGGGAAAUCGAUCACCGAGGACUCCUCCAAUGCCUUCAGCAUCGGCCCAAGUCAGGUUUUGACUCCAAACGGAGCACUCACCGUCUCCGGAACAACAAUGUCCCUCGACAAGAAUGGCGGCUACGUUGUCGUUAACGGCGUCACGCAGACUCUAGUGGGCUCAACCGGAACGUCAAGUGGAAGCGAUCAGUCCGGGGCAUCAAGAUCCUCCACCGGAGGAGGCGAAACGUCGUCUACAGCUCCGACAGCAACAGGAUCCGCAGCGGCGAUGUCUUCUUCGCAGGCUUUGAGUUUCUUUGUUGCGCUUGUGGCUGUUGCGUUGCUUGGCACUUGA